ACAGUGACAGCGUGUCACAUCGAGACAAGAAAGUUACUGGAAAGCGGAAGCCAAUUUUACAGUUUAUACUAAAACUUUAGUGCAUUAUCAUGAUAAAAAUCACCAGUAUCAUUACUAUUACUAUUACUAUUAGUAGUAUUAUAUGCAGUGUUACGUUUAUUCAAGCUGAAGUAAUCCAGGCAUCGCGGAUAGGUGUCUCCUUCCAGAACUCUAGGGUUACUCUUUCACCAAUGGAAGGAACAUCUUAUUUAUCUGAGAGAGGGCCUGGAGCCAGUAGAAAUGAAGGAGUUCGUACAAUCAAUUUGAUAUUAAAUGAUGUCGCAUCUGCAGUUGUCAUAGUAAAAACUGAAAUCUGUGUAAGAAUCUCGAGCGUUGCGCCAGAAGGAGCGGUGAGGUACGGUCUCGUGAGUGACCUAGACGGUGACAUCACGGUGAAGUUCCGUGAGGAGUCCGUUAGCGGCUAUGGGAGCGAGGAGGACGUGGCGCCCGUCGUAGUCGCGUACGUGCACGUCGCCACCGUCAGCCGGCAGGAGAAUGACAAACGGGUCGAAUUUUUGUUCUAUAAUGUGGAUGGUGAAGAUCUGGGGAAGGCUGAUCUUCAUCUCACAUGUGUAGACAUUUCACUGGAUGUAGAUGCCGAUAGAGAUGGAAUCGUAGAGAAAAACAGUCCACACAAGAACUCGUGGAAGUGGGGACGGGAUGGAUAUGGCGCUGUGUUGCUGGUGAAUAGUGACUGCGAAACAGCAAAUGAGACUGAAAUGCGGGACACAGAUGACGAGUUAGUGAACGGACCUCUCGACCUGCUAGACAUGGGCCGAAUGAUGCUGCGCACAGAUGGACCUGAACAGCUACCUGAAGGAUACAGCAUGCAGCUGUAUGUGGAUGACAAGUUUGCAGACUAUGUGGGAGUGUUUUACCUCACUGCGGAUACAGAAGCAAUGAUGAAGAACAAGCAUGUUAUUGGUCCGAGACAGAGAGCCGCAGAAGUACUUUAUCCAGGAAUGGGUGGCGAAGUAGAGUUUGCUGUUGAAGGCUUGAGUUUUCCUGAUCGCUAUUUUGAAGGAUUCCUGCAUAUUCAUCUAGCCUUGUUCAAGGAUGAUGUACCCAUUUAUGAGGAUAUGGUACAGUUCCGUGUUGCACCAUGGAUUAUGACACCAAACACUCUUGAAGCUGAAAUUGUUUAUGUUUGUGAUACACGGGAUAACAAACACUUUGUUGAGAAGUUGAGGGGCUUUGUGGAGGGUUUGUCCGGCAUUCAACUGGUCGUCUGUGGUUUGGAUGGCAACCGAGGAGACCGGUGGAUGCAGGAUGAGAUUGAACUUGGCUACACAGAGGUCCCCCAGCGCCAACCGAUGGCAGUCGUUCUGGACUCGCCAAGGGAACGAGGUCUCUGCAAAUUCUCUCAAAGGCAGUGCCUGGGUCCAGACUUUGGUUACGCAACACGGAACACAAGCAGACACAAAGCAAACUCUCUGGAUUCAUUUGGAAACCUAGAGGUCAGCCCUCCUGUUAAACUAAAUGGAAAGGAUUUUCCUCUUGGACGCAUCCUCAUUGGCAAUGCCUUAACCAGUUCUUUAAAGGGCCGUCGCAUGAUGAGAGUUGUCAAUCGUUUCCUGUAUGCACAGAAAGUUCAGCCAGUCAUUGAGCUGUUUUCUGAUUGGCUAAAUGUUGGCCAUAUUGAUGAGUUUAUGACCUUCGUGCCUGUACCUGGUAGUCGACAGGGAUUCCGACUGUGUUUGGCAUCCCCAAAUAAGGCCUAUGGUAUUUUGGAGAAGCUUCAGACUGAUGGACAUGGUGAUGUAGUUAUGUUUGAAGGUAAGAGGGCAUCGCGCCGCAGCAAGCAAAUGAAGCAGGAAACAGUCUCAGAGUUGCUAGCCAACCAGACACUGCGUGCUGAAAAUAAAAAGUUCCAGGCAUAUAUUGACUUCAACCGAGACAUUUUGAAGAGGGAACUUGGACUAGAGGAAGGGGACAUUGUAGAUAUUCCCGAAAUCUUCAUCAACGAGUUGGAUCCCAAGAACGAGACGAUUGAACCUCAGGCUACCAGCUAUUUUCCAGAUAUGGUCAACAUGUUGGUGUUGGGGAAGAACCUUGCCAUUCCUAAACCGUUUGGCCCAGUAAUUGAUGGCGAGUGUGCAUUUGAGAGGUAUGUUCGCUCAGCUUUGGAGCCACUUGGCCUGUCCUGUUACUUCCUGGACGACUGGUACACGUACCAUCUGCAAGGUGGCGAAGUGCACUGUGGCACUAACACCAAGCGCAAGCCCUUCUCUGUGAAGUGGUGGGAUCUAGAUUUACCCAGGAUGUGUCAAUGAACGUGUGUAUAUUGCAUGGUGUAACCAGCCAAUCUACAAAGAAAUUUCUACUGAAGUGCCUUGUGUUUCUAGGGGGGUCAAUGUCAGUGUCACAAGUGUUCAUGACAUCGUAACAAUAGUGUGUCAUAACCUUUGCGUGGCACUUCACAUCAAAAGUUAUGGCAUUUUAGACUCAUGAUUUCAUAACUGCUUAUAAUGCUUCUGAUGAUAGUCUCCAGGUUUUAUGCCCACAUUGUAAUCAAAAGAAUACCUAGUAAAGAAUUUUAGUUUUGUGAUGUAAUUACAUCAAUGAGGGAUGAAACUCUCCCGAAUAUUUGCAUGAAAUAUAUAUUUUUGUUUGAUUCACAUAUAUCCAUGCAGAAAAGGGUUAUAUUGGCGUUUAGCAUGUCCACUAUUUUUGCAGCUCAUUGUUCACUAUAUACAAUUUAAAAUAUUUUUUAGCAGAAUAGUACAAUUUCCCACCAAGUAAGUGGCUAGUAUAAGUAAGUGGUAAGUGGUUAGUAAGUAAGUAGCUAGCAUUUAUCAUGGAUUGCACUAUAUGCACUAUAGUGUGAGAGCAGCUUAAACUUGUAUUUUAUAUAAUUUUAUUUUCAUUUUAGAAGUUUUGUUAUUCGAGGAGGUGGGAGCAGGUGUUUGUCAGUGUGCGCAAAGUUAAAACGAGCUUCUUGUUGAAAGGGGGUGAGAAGUGCUUGGGGACUCUCGUUUUAAUCUAGUUGAAAUCAAAGAAAUGUUAGUAUGCAAAGAAAAUUAGUGACGUCAGGGCUUACAAAUGCGUUAUGGAGUAAAAGAAAAAUCAAAAUAUAUAAAAAUUAUGUAAAAGAAAAGUCGGGUAUAUAUGAGAUUAAAAUUUCAAUUAUUAUCAUUGUUCUUUUGAUGAUCAUGUUAUGAAAGUAAUCUUUAUAUACAUUGGAAAAUAUAUUUUACAUUGUUAACCACAA
This is a messenger RNA of Priapulus caudatus, 3250 nucleotides long. RefSeq names its product protein-arginine deiminase type-2-like. The coding region runs from base 90 to 2312 and encodes 740 amino acids. NCBI's taxonomy places the organism in Eukaryota, Metazoa, Priapulida, Priapulimorpha, Priapulimorphida, Priapulidae. Gene Ontology annotation, cellular component: cytoplasm. Gene Ontology annotation, molecular function: calcium ion binding; protein-arginine deiminase activity. The record is from RefSeq and is a predicted model, not a curated record. The transcript has 17 exons.